UUCGGACCCCAGAGCGAAUCUCAAAUGGCGUCAUAAUCCCUACAUAAGUGCGCUAUAUAGUGCAGAGAGACCGUGUUUUUACGCCCUAGGUAGGGCACUCUGAGGUCAAAGUGUGGUUUGGGAUUUGAAAAACGACCAAACAAACGAAACUCACAUGGAGAGAAAGUCAAGCGUGGAGGCGGUUAUUAUUUAUUUUGUAGAGUAAAACCGUAGCUGUUAUUUGUUUUUUUAAAUUCUGAAGAAGAUUUAAGUGAAAAGAAGUAUAUAAUUAUAAUCCUAAAAUGUGUGUUUAGAAAAAUGUAGACACAACAAACACACACGCGUCAGGGGCUCGCAAGGAAACAGUUAUUUAUAUUAAAUAGUAAAGGUGCAUUUGCUGAAAUUAAUCAGCUUUAAUAAGAGACAGAUGUCAGAGAAGUCACUAUAGUGGCUGUGCUGCAUUAUCAUCAUUAUUAUUAUUAUUUUAAUUAAUAAGCAGUAAAUGAUGAGCUCCUCACUGGUUGUUCCUGUUAUAGAUGUUCAGAGUAAUAACUUUAAAGAAUUAUGGCCUGCUAUAGUGCUCGCCUUUAAAACCUCCUCAUUCAUCGCCCUGGACACGGAGCUCAGUGGUCUUGGAGCGAGGAAAGCUCUUCUAGCAGAGUCGAUUGAGGAUCGUUAUAAGGCGAUAUGCCACGCUGCCCGGACUCGCUCUAUUCUGUCCCUGGGACUUGCCUGUUACAAGAAACUGGAAGGCAAAGCGGACAGUACGUACCUGGUUCAGGUGUACAACCUGACGCUGCUGUGUGCGGAGGAGUACGUCAUCGAGCCGCAGUCAGUGCAGUUCCUCGUUCAGCACGGCUUCGACUUCAACAAGCAGUACGCUCAGGGCGUCCCCUACGACAAGGGCAACGAUAAGGGUGGAGAACCUCAGGGUGUGAACAUGCGUACGUUGUUCGUGGAGCUCCUGAGAGCCAACAAGCCUCUGGUGCUCCAUAACGGCCUGAUCGACAUGAUCUUCCUGUACCAGUGCUUCUACGCUCACCUGCCCGAGAAACUGGGGACCUUCACCGCCGAUCUGUCGCAGAUGUUCCCCGCCGGCAUUUACGACACCAAAUACGCCACCGAGUACGAACUACGCUUCACAGCGUCUUACCUGGAGUACGCAUAUAAGAAGUGUAAGCUGGACAACAGCAGAUCCAUCGAGACCGCUCAGGACAGACCUCAUGUGUUUCUGGAGUUUUGUAAUUAUACUGGCCGUCUGCAGAGCUACGUGGACUACAGGCCUUGCAUCGACAGCCACAGCAGUGAUGGACCUCUGAACAUCUGCAUUCAGUUCUCGGCUUACGGAUGGUGCCCCAGUGGCUCUCGCUGCCCCAUGUCACAUGACACAGACCUCAUAAUCCGGCAGGACGAGAAAAGCAAAGAGGACAAGCGGAAAAAAAGGAAGCGCAGGAAGAAGAAGAAGGCUGCAAAGGAGGAGGAAGAAGAGGAGGAAGACGGGCCGCCGCAGGAUAAGAAGGCUCACGUGGAGGAUAUGGAUGAAGAUGGUGAAGAGAAAGAGGAACAGAAGGAAGAUGAAAAAGUUCAUGGGAAAUUCGCAGCUCAUGACGAAGAGAUGCCAAGCAGUGAAACCCCAGCCGCAGAGUCUCACAGUGAUCCUGACAAGAACGAAAGUGAUGCUCCUCAAACACAUGAUCUGACACCUGACGCAACAAACAAAAGUCCUAAAGCCAAUGAGAGGAAGGUGGAAGGAGGAACGCACCGAGCCGGCUUUGACGCCUUCAUGACCGGAUACAUUUUCGCCUUUGCGAGCAUCCGGAAUGCUGAAGGAUCGGACUCCUGGAUUCCUGCGUGCGCCAACAAGCUGUAUCUGAGCGGCAAGAGCGUGCCGCUUCACAUAGCCAAAAGCACCUUCUCAAAGUCCUCCAGAGCUCACAUGACGAAAAUGGAGCACGUCUGGAGAAAAGAGUUUCCCAAAGCAGACGGGAAUGCCUGAAGGAAUUUUUUUGCUUUUGUGGUAAAUAUGAUUUAAUCAAGUCACCUCUAAUGGUGUAAUAAAGCAUUCUGAUUUUAUAUAAAAA
Pangasianodon hypophthalmus (striped catfish) is the source of this 2060-nucleotide messenger RNA. It is a transcript of the gene toe1, whose product is annotated as target of EGR1, exonuclease. Gene Ontology annotation, cellular component: Cajal body; cytoplasm. Gene Ontology annotation, biological process: snRNA 3'-end processing. Gene Ontology annotation, molecular function: snRNA binding; 3'-5'-RNA exonuclease activity; metal ion binding. Bases 482 to 1975 code for a protein of 497 amino acids. The transcript is spliced from 7 exons. The record is from RefSeq and is a predicted model, not a curated record. Lineage: Eukaryota; Metazoa; Chordata; Actinopteri; Siluriformes; Pangasiidae.